AUGACGGGGAGGUACGCCUGGGGAGUGGCUGCUCUGGUGCAUAUGUACGACCAGCUGAACGAUGAAUCUAUCAGCCACAACCGACAACUUGUCGGUUGCAUCACACUGCUGCAGUGCUGGAUUUACGAGCACUUUCCCUCAGUUGCGGACUCAACUGCUGAUCAAGAAUACGAUGAGGAUUCCCCGCGUGCAUGUAGGUGGAUUGCGAAGAAGAAGACCAUGGAGAGCAUUCGUACACCGGCGUACAGGGAGCACCUGGACCAACUCCGGAUUCUGGAUGUGUGUUGGAUCCCGUAUGGGGAACAUCGAUCGGUCCGGGACUUCCAUGUCAUAUCAUGUUAUUCCGGUCUCUUGCGCUGGGGGCCUGUUGCUAUUUAUUACCGACCAGAGAGGGUCGUGCGGCAGUUUGGAUACACGCAGACCAUUCCUGCUCCUCCUGUCGAUUCAUGGGUGUCGUACGAUGAUAUACACGACAAGUGGAUGCACUACUCGAAUCAUAUCGUUCCAGCAGGUGAGGUGUGCGCUGUGCCAGGUCAGUGUGCCAGUGACUACAUGGACUGGUUCUUCCGCAUCUCGCAUCAUUUCAUGACACCAGGCCAUGCAUCAGAUCCUCUGCCUGAUGGUCAUGCCCCACAGACGGAUAUCCCUCACGUGUCGAAGCCAGGAACAUCGUCGACAUCUGUGGAGGAGCCUGGACAUGCAGUGGAAGUUUCUGAUGACAUUGCUGAGAGGUUGGAGCGCCAUCUAAGUUUAGGGGUAGUCACGCCAGACUCAUCGACACAUGAGGUGAUCGAAGAAUGCCUCAGGAUGGCCAGGAGUGUGACACAAGACCAUCUAGUAUAUGUUAGGUCUAGACGCAGGCGGCGCACGAAUCAGGCGUAG
Molecule: messenger RNA, 882 nt
Organism: Glycine soja
Lineage: Eukaryota; Viridiplantae; Streptophyta; Magnoliopsida; Fabales; Fabaceae
Product: protein MAIN-LIKE 1-like
Exons: 3
Coding region: 1-882 (293 amino acids)
Source: RefSeq, a predicted model, not a curated record